AUGGCGAGCUUCCCACCCACAGUAACAAUUACAGCACAAUCAUUGGACAACAGCUCAGCAGCAUCCGACAAUGUCAACCACACUCGUCUGUCGCUUGAAGCGUGGAUGUCCCUCUUCACCACUGCCGGUCAUCACAGCUUCCUCCACAAGCUGUAUAACCAGGAGGCGAGGUCAUGGUAUUACAUCCUCCACUAUCAGGGUGACCUCCCUCUCUCGGCCCUUUCGGAGGAAGGGCGACAUUUGUUGGUGAUGAUUCGGUCCGAGAGACUAGUUGUCGAAAAGAGGGUGGGGCAAGGAGAGCGCCUCGCAGAAAUGCGGCUUGAGAUCUGGCCAACGAGCGCGAAAAGCAUGACGAGCUGCCACUACCGUUGUUUAUGGCGGGUACCCGUCGCUGUCCUCAAGUCACUGGAGGAGGUAGCUGAGAGUGAUAGCCCGAAGGACUCUGGGUACAAAUCAGACGCUACCCUUGACAGUGCAAGGGAGAACCUCACGCAGGAGGUGAAGGAGAAUCGGCAGUGGAAAGGGAAGAGGCCGGAAGCGUGGUCGAUGCAGGAGAGGUGGAACAGGCGGGAACUCGCGCAGGAAGGGGAACAAGGCCGUGGCGAAGAUGAGCUUCGAGGGUUGGCAAAGGGAGACCCCGUUGGCAACGCAGGCGUGUCGUAUCUGAUGCGCACCCUCCCUAGUUCCUUCCACGCUAUCCUCUGGAACCGCCCUUCGGUGACAGGUGCAUCCUACUCCAGGUGCACGAAAAGCACGCCAGAAUGCCACAUACAGUUGGGGCUCGAGCGAGACGCUGCAAUGGCCGCGGGGACAACAGGAGCAUGGCGAAAUUUUGGGAAGCUGGGCGGGUUAGAGGCGGGUGUCAUGAGCAUCAGACGCGAACUGCAGGUACUGCAGAUGCUGGAAGAUGUGGUGGUGCGGCGGCCGUUUCAACACAACAACCUGGAGGAGACACUGUGGAGCUAUGCGCAACAGAUGUGA
Fonsecaea pedrosoi CBS 271.37 is the source of this 981-nucleotide messenger RNA. RefSeq lists its product as uncharacterized. The transcript has a single exon. Bases 1 to 981 code for a protein of 326 amino acids. Lineage: Eukaryota; Fungi; Ascomycota; Eurotiomycetes; Chaetothyriales; Herpotrichiellaceae. The record is from RefSeq and is a predicted model, not a curated record.